AUGUUCAAAGGAAAGUAUAUCGGAAAAGGAAAAUACAAGAAGAAGAAGAAGAAGAAGAAGAAGAAGAAGAAGAAGAAGAAGAAGAAGAAGAAGAAGAAGAAGAAGAAGAAGAAGAAGACUCAUGCUAUCUGUCACGAGAAAAAGCUGAGGACAGAAGAUUCGCAGAUGUGA
Thyridium curvatum is the source of this 171-nucleotide messenger RNA. RefSeq lists its product as uncharacterized. Lineage: Eukaryota; Fungi; Ascomycota; Sordariomycetes; Thyridiales; Thyridiaceae. The coding region runs from base 1 to 171 and encodes 56 amino acids. The transcript is spliced from 2 exons. The record is from RefSeq and is a predicted model, not a curated record.